Messenger RNA from Lytechinus pictus (painted urchin), 3080 nucleotides. RefSeq names its product cathepsin Z-like. Gene Ontology annotation, molecular function: cysteine-type endopeptidase activity. The record is from RefSeq and is a predicted model, not a curated record. The transcript has 7 exons. Lineage: Eukaryota; Metazoa; Echinodermata; Echinoidea; Temnopleuroida; Toxopneustidae. Bases 388 to 1278 code for a protein of 296 amino acids. Gene Ontology annotation, cellular component: lysosome.
GUAUAAAGUACCUACUUAUAUCCAGCUAAAAACAAAAACAACUACUAAAGCGCUUGUCUGUUAUCUCCGAUACGGUCAACCGAAAUUAGUGUCCCGUGAAACGUACGGGCAGUAUUUCUGUGUCACCUGGCUAAAGCCCCGUCGAGAGUAGUACAUCGUUCUUGUCGAGAAAGUAAAUAAUCCACUGUUAUAAAACAACAAUCCCAACUACGCUGCAUUGAUCGUCAUUCUGAAAAGAAUAUCGUAGAGACGCUAGACGUUGUUGUUCUAAUAAGUUGUACUACGCGACCCACACCAAAAAACAGCAACGAAUAUAUACCACACGCCUCCCCGUAUAGGCCUACUCAGCUCAGUGCAGUACAGCUCAUACACACGAAUUUUUGUAAAAUGGAGACCCCGUCCAGUAUAGCGUUCUGUUCGAUCUUAUUAACCUGUUUCAUCGUAGCUGCAGAUGCUUCAGGAUGCUAUAUACCUGGUUUAUUCAAGGGAAAGCGCUCAGUCAGCACUUAUCCCAGACCUCACAUGAGAGACGGUGUCGCCGUGCCGCCAUCUUGGGACUGGCGUAACGUUGGAGGUAGAAGCUUUGUGAGUACCACAAGGAACCAGCAUAUCCCCGUUUAUUGUGGCUCAUGUUGGGCUAUGGGAAGUACAAGUGCCUUAGCUGAUCGUCUAAAUAUCUUACGUAAUGGUAGCUGGCCGUCAGCCUAUCUGUCCGUCCAAAAUGUGAUCGAUUGCGGUGAUGCAGGAUCGUGCAACGGUGGUGAUGACGUCGGUGUUUACGAAUACGCACAUAAAAACGGUAUUCCUGAUGAGACUUGUAAUAACUACCAGGCAAAAAAUCAAGCUUGUAAUAAGAUUAACCAGUGUGGCACCUGUGAUUGGGACGGCAAGUGUAGUAGCAUCGCCAAUUACACAUUGUAUAAAGUAGCAGACUACGGUUCUGUCCGUGGCCGAGAAGCCAUGAUGAAGGAGAUCUACGCCAAAGGACCCAUCAGCUGUGGUAUUGAUGCAACAAACAAGCUUGAGGCUUACACUGGCGGAAUCUACGAGGAAUUCAAGAUAUUAGCUAUGUCCAACCACAUCAUCUCUGUUGCUGGAUGGGGUGUUGAUAAUUCGACUGGAACCGAGUACUGGAUCGUGAGGAACUCGUGGGGAGAACCAUGGGGAGAGCAAGGAUGGUUCCGUAUCGUAACUAGCAAAUACAAAGGCGGCGAGGGAAACUGGUACAAUCUUGGGAUCGAAGAGGAAUGCCGCUACGGAGACCCCAUCUUACCGUAAUCAUCGACCACCAAUCGUUCACCUCGACUCCGACCAUUGAUUAGUCUGCAGGCACAGACCCUGAUUGGAACUUUGAUCAACAAUUGUGCCUCCACGCAAAGACUAGCACAUAGAAAACUUGCCUUCAGUACACAAGGCAUGAGUAGGCUGCACAUUCAGACCCUUAACUCGAGUGAAGGGUUUGCCCAGCAGACUAACCAUUGAUUAUGACUCCUGAGAGAAGUCGAUGUGUUAUACCAACUCUGUGAAUAAUGAUACUUUAAAUUGCUAUAAGGGACUGAUCCAAAUUUUGAUUCAAGAUACCAGUCUAAUAGAUAUAGAAUUGAUUUUUUUCUCUCAAUCUCAUUUUGGAUUGGUCCCUAUCACAUUCAUAUAGAUUGAUUCCCAAUCUAAGAAAUUAAGAGAGAAGGAACUCAAAGCUAAAUACGCCCUAGGCCUAUAUAUUCUAAUUAAAAAAGUUAAAAUGACCAACAUGUUAGUAUAUAGGUGUCCAUCCCCUCCUGAAUGGGGGGAGGGGGGGUAUCGAAACGAAUCUCUUUCUCUUACGUUUUACUAAAUUGUUAAUCAAUCUUUACAAAUAUAUUUUGUUUGACACGAUUUUCACUAACAAACCGACUCUUCUAUAUAAAUUAAUCCAAGAGUGAAAUUCUGAUGAAAAAUCGCCGCUCAUUGUUCAGCGCCAGAUACUUAUAUCAAACUGAUCGAAUGCCUUUUGCAUAAAAGUUAUUAUUGUGAUUACUUUUUCCAUUUGAUGGUAUCUUUCAUAGAAUAUUUUUAUUCUGAUUGUCUGCAGAGCAAUAUUGCCACGGUAGUUACCAUUGGAUUGUAAAGUUACCUUACCAUAAUAGUAUAUUUUAUGUAAGGGGAUCAUAGUUUAUCAUUUUGUAAAGUAACACCUACCCCUCCCCUUGUAAACGUAAAGACGAAGACCCCAAUUGGGAUUAAGCAGACAAUCACUCCAGAAUAAGUUGAAAUAAUAUCCAAACAUUUUCUUUGAAGUUUUAUUGAUGCAUCCAAUUAAUAUUGAGCAUUCCUUGCCUCAAUUUCGAUAGUAUCCAAUUAUUGGACAAAGUUGUGGUGACAUAUAUGCUUUUAUUAGUAAAUAUACAAUUGUUGAGUGCAUGUAUAAUUGGGUAAUAUAGUGCAAUCAAAGUAAUUAUUUUUUUUCAAAGAAGGAAAAAUAGUGUGAUUUGAGUUCUUCGCAAGUACAUUUCUGUUUACAUAUUGGUGUAUGUGCACAGAGGCCUCCAGAUUUCAGCUCUCGUAAAUCUGCUCUACAUAUUAUUCAGUAAUUUGACAGGAUAGCUUUGCACUUAUAUUCCAAUCAUUGAAUAUUCUUUUCAUCAGUGAAUUUAGAUGGAUACAUUCUUUGUUAGGAAAAAAUGUAUUUUUGUUCAACGAUAACUUCAUAUGCAAUAACUGUUGAAUGUCAACAUUCUUUUUAAUAUCGUUCCCCUCUCAUGUUUUUAUGUCUUACACCCCCCCCCCCCUCUCUCUCUCUCUCCCUCCCGUUCUUCCUUUUUUUCUCUUCCCCUCCUUACCUUUAACUUUCUUACCAUUUCUCUUGCUCCCGUUCCCCUUCCCUCCCCCUCUCUCUUCCCCUAUUACUCUUUCCCCGAGUCUCUUCUUUUCUCUCUCUCUUUCAGUCAAUUUGUAUAACCUACCCCAUGUGUAUUGCUUCGUAUCUCUCAUUACAGCUAUACUAUCUUCCAUUUUCAUAGUUCUUGUAUUUCAACUUUGUGAAAAAGAUCUGUACAAAAAUUAAAAGAGAUAUGAUAUUGAAAUAAAUUUGUAAAAAAAGA